Messenger RNA from Dicrocoelium dendriticum, 753 nucleotides. The record is from the annotation of a GenBank genome assembly. NCBI's taxonomy places the organism in Eukaryota, Metazoa, Platyhelminthes, Trematoda, Plagiorchiida, Dicrocoeliidae.
AGGAAGGCCGAAGGCCGCGUAUUUUGCUGGCUAAAUUGGGCCAAGACGGCCACGAUCGCGGUGCAAAGGUAGUGGCCUCCGGGUUUUCUGAUCUCGGGUUCGACGUGGAUGUCGGUCCACUUUUCUCAACUCCGGCUGAAGCAGCCCAACAAGCAGUGGACGCUGACGUACACGCCGUGGGAGUGAGCAGUUUGGCAGCCGGUCACAAAACUCUUGUUCCUGAGCUUGUAAAAGAACUGGCUAAAUUGGAUGGCAAAGACAUUGUGGUCAUAGUAGGUGGUGUGGUUCCACCUCAAGACUAUGAUUUCCUAUAUGAACACGGUGCCUCGUGUAUUUUUGGACCAGGGACAAGAAUUACAGAUUCAGCAUCUCAAGUGCUGGAUGCCAUAAUCAAACGGCAACGAACUCUGAAAGCUGAAUCGGCGAAUUAGUCACCUAAUUACUAUUGUCAACACAUCAUCUUUCGCCAUGUGCCUUCCGAACUGCUGAAACUCAAUGUUCGCUGUACUCAAAAAGUUUAGUUGCUAUGCGACCUAAUUUUCUAGCAUCACGAUCUUUCGUUUUGUUCAUCCAUUACCCUCCCAACUCCCAACAUCUGCAUUUUGGAAAUAGUUAACCACAUAAACCCAUACAUUACACACUUCCUCUUCAUCACAUCUAUCACCGCCAUUUAACCGUUUCCCCUAGGGUAAUAAUUAGUUGAGGAACACGGCACUUGCAUUCCUUGACUUAGCGUCCUACAGGCGAUUAAAG